Hemisphaericaspora subhashii is the source of this 551-nucleotide messenger RNA. RefSeq lists its product as uncharacterized. The annotation marks the transcript as partial. The transcript has a single exon. Gene Ontology annotation, molecular function: amino acid transmembrane transporter activity. The record is from RefSeq and is a predicted model, not a curated record. Gene Ontology annotation, cellular component: membrane. Gene Ontology annotation, biological process: amino acid transmembrane transport. NCBI's taxonomy places the organism in Eukaryota, Fungi, Ascomycota, Pichiomycetes, Serinales, Debaryomycetaceae.
AAGGUAGACCAUUAGUUGCUAUCUUAAUAACCGACGCCUUUGGUCUUUUUGCCCUUAUUGCGGCUAGUGGUAAACAAGUUGAUGCUUUCAAUUGGUUAUUGGCUCUUUCUGGAUUAAGUUCAAUCUUCACCUGGAUGGCAAUUAACUUAAGUCACAUCAGAUUCAGAAGAGCUAUGUCUGCCCAAAACAGAUCAUUGAAUGAAUUGCCUUAUGUUUCUCAAUGUGGAUAUUGGGGUUCUUAUUAUGGAUUUAUUAUUAAUGUUUUGGUUUUGAUUGCACAGUUUUGGAUUGCAUUAUUCCCAUUGGGAGGUCCACCAAAUGCUUAUGAUUUCUUUUUGUCAUAUUUAGGAUUGCCAGUUAUUAUUCUUUCUUGGUUAGGUUAUAAGCUUUGGAAAAGAGAUUGGACUUUGUUUAUUAGAGCAAAAGAAAUUGAUGUCGAUACUGGUAGAGCAAACAUUGAUAUGGAUAUUUUACAACAGGAAUUAGCUGAAGAAAGAGCAAAAUUGGCUGAAAAGCCAUUCUAUGUUAGAUGGUAUAGAUUCUGGUGUUAA